Molecule: messenger RNA, 459 nt
Organism: Saimiri boliviensis boliviensis (Bolivian squirrel monkey)
Lineage: Eukaryota; Metazoa; Chordata; Mammalia; Primates; Cebidae
Gene: C6H11orf21
Product: chromosome 6 C11orf21 homolog
Source: RefSeq, a predicted model, not a curated record
AUGUCCAGCGCAUCCCUGGAAUUGUCCUUCUUCGUCCUUGGCUGCCCUGGAGCCUGUGAGGCGGGCCCGGAGCACCACGCCUUCCUGGGGUGCCUCUUCGCCAGCACUGUGCCCAGCUGGCCUCACUUGUCAUCUCAAAGUGGCAUCAAACCUCCCAUCUGGUGGACAGAAUCCCCAGGUUGGCCCUCCAGAGACCAGAAGGCCCCUGGCUCCGCAAUGCCACGCGCAGCCGCCCGGUCCUCCACCCAUGGGGCCCUCAUUCCACCUGCCACCACUCAUGAACUGGAUCGCCCAGCUCUUCACUGGCUCGCCUGCGGCUACUGCCUCAGUUUACCUGCACAGUUGCCCCUGGCUAUCUGGCUGGGAGGACUUGUACUUAGAAGCAGUUCCCUCCCUGGGAAACUGUGUCCUAAGGCCAGGAGGUGGCAGCCUCUGCUGUCCCGAGACAGGGACCUGUGA